AUGGAAGAAAACGAUAAUCAAAUAGGCCAGGCGCAGCAACCUCAACCAGUAUCGAUUCAAUUACCUCCAGUUAAGGAAUUUGAUCCAAAAGGAGAUCCUUCCACGGUAAGUCAAAGAUGGCAAAAAUGGAAGAAAUCGUUCGUUUAUUUUCUGAAUGCAACAGGUAUUCAAAAUGAUAGCCAAAAGAGGGCAGCACUUUUGCAUCUUGUAGGAGAUGAAGUGCAAGACAUAUUUGAAACAUUAGGUGAGGUAGGCACAACAUAUGACCAGGCAGUAAAUAAGUUAGAUAGUCAUUUUGAUAUCAAGAAAAAUAUUCCAUUUGAAAGAUGUGUAUUUCAUGAAACAGGUCAAGAAACAGGAGAGAACAUAGAUUCAUAUGUCACUAGGUUGAAAAAGUUAAUCAUUCAUUGUGAAUAUGGUGAUGCAACACAAGAUGAGAUAAGAGAUCAAGUAAUAGCAAAAUGCAAAUCAAGUAAGCUUAGAAAAAGAUUGCUACAAGAGCCAGAUCUCACAUUAGAUAAAGUUCUAAGAAUAGGAAAGCUCAUGGAACAAUCAGACCUUCAGACAAAGAAGAUAGAACAACAAAAUGGUGCAGGCUCAUCAGCUGACACAAUGAAAGAAUCUUUCUCAGACCUGAAUAAAAUAAGGCAAAAUAAAUACCAGCACAAAGGUAGGCAAGCAAACAGAAAUCAAAAAUACACUCAACAAAGGGAACAAUGUGGAAGAUGUGGAAUGAAGAAUCACAACAGUAAAGACUGUAGAGUGACAAAAGGAAAAAAGUGCAUGAAAUGUGGAAUUAUGGGACACUUUGCAAAAUGCUGCAAGACCAAAAAUCCAAAGAAACCAGAAAAUCAUCAAGUAAGAGCAAGUAAAGUCACAACAGAAAGUUCAAGUGAUGAUGAAACAUCAGUAUUCAAAAUUGGAAGCAAGGAAAGACCAGUAUAUCCAGUCUAUAUAGAUGGCACACCAAUAAAUAUGCUCAUUGACAGUGGAUCAACAUUGAACAUCAUUGAUGAGAUAUCAUUUCAGAAAUUGCCAAAAAAACCACAACUUGAAAGCAGCAAGACUAAGAUAUUCACUUAUCUAGGCAAAGAACCAUUGAAACUAAAAGGAACAUUCAGAGCAAAAGCUGAAGCAUUUGGGAAAGAAACCCAAGCAAAAUUCUAUGUCACAAAAGGUUCAGGGGGAGCAUUGCUAGGACAAAAGACAGCAGAAAAGCUUGAUAUUUUAAGAGUAGGCCCAGUUCUAGGUUCUAAAGCAGAUCCAACAAAUUCACUUCACAAAUCAGUAAAUGAAAUCAGUCAAGAAAAGCCAACUGAACACAAAAUAGAUCCUAAGAUUCAGAAAGUUCUGGACAACAACAGAGAAGUAUUUGAAGGCAUGGGUAAAUUCAAAGACUACAAGUUAAAACUACAUAUUGAUGAAAAUGUCAUUCCGGUUCAGCAGCCAAUCAGAAGAUUACCAUAUCAUACAAGAAAGAAAGUUUCUGCAGAACUAGAAAGAUUGUUGAAAAAUGACUGCAUAGAGAAAGUUAAAGGUCCAAGUACCUGGAUAAACCCAAUAGUAGUAGUACCAAAGCCAAAUGGAACCAUAAGAUUAUGUUUAGAUAUGAGAAGAGCCAAUGAAGCCAUAGUAAGAGAAAGACACCAGAUUCCAAAAGUUGAAGAAAUCCUCCCAGAGUUGCAUAAUGCAAAAUACUUUUCAAAGAUUGAUUUAAAAGAAGGGUACCACCAACUAGAGUUAGCAGAGGAAUCAAGGCACAUAACAACAUUUCUAACACAUGAAGGUUGUUUUCAAUCAAAACGUCUUGUGUAUGGAGUCAGUUCAGCCUUUGAGCAGUUUCAGAAGGUUAUUGAGCAAAGCAUUGCAGGUUGCCCAGGCACAAGGUCAAUAUCAGAUGACAUUCUGAUAUGGUCAUCGAGUAGAGAUGAAAUGGCAGAGCGUCUUGACACGCUAUUCAAAGCAUUGCAUGCCAGAAACUUAAAGAUCAAUCCAAAGAAAUGUGUAUUUGGAACAACAAAGCUCACAUUUGCAGGAUAUUGUCUGACAGACAAAGGAAUUCAUCCAGAUAAAUCCAAAGUGGAUGCAGUCAACAAUGCCAAAGUCCCAACAAAUGCAACAGAAUGCAUGAACUAA
This is a messenger RNA of Rhopilema esculentum, 2136 nucleotides long. NCBI's taxonomy places the organism in Eukaryota, Metazoa, Cnidaria, Scyphozoa, Rhizostomeae, Rhizostomatidae. The record is from RefSeq and is a predicted model, not a curated record.